UUUACAACUUCCGGUCGUGCCCCCGGAAUUUCUCGACCUCACAUUUAUGGCGUGUUGCUAUUGAAAAUUGAAGAGAAAAACAAAUAUUUCUAAGGUGGCUCCGUCAUUUAUAGACGCCCACGAGUGGGUGUCCUGACCCGUUCGAAACCCUUUUCUUUCGGACCAGUAAGGAAUCACAAGUCAUAGUUGUUGAACCCGCAACUUAAGACCGAGAUGGACGAGGAAAUGGGCGAAGAUUUGCCUGCAAGAGAGGAGGAAGAUGAGGAAUCGGAGGGAGAUGAGGAAUUUGAUUGGAUUGUAGAAAAUGACGUCGAUGAUGAUGAAGAAGAUGAUGACGUUGAAGAAGAAGACGAUGAUCCCCUUGUAACUGAACAGUCAGAGAACUUUGAGGUCGACACUCCUCCAGAACGCAGUGGCCAUAUAGCAGUAGUAGAUAGAAACUGCAUGUAUGUUUGGGGUGGCUACAAGAAUGCUGUCAACCAUGGAUUCUUUGACCUGUACUUGCCAAGGAAUGAGCUCUGGGAAUACAACAUGGAGACUGGAGUAUGGACAAAGCGUAUAACUGGAGGUAACCUCUUCACAUCGAUGUCUGGCAGCUGCGGGGUGUGUGUGAACGGAGUCCUCUAUCUGUUCGCAGGGCACUAUGCCAGGGGAAACAUCAACAGGAUCUUCUGUCUGAACCUUAGAGCCUCCCACCUCAUCUGGGAGGAAAUGAAGGAUCUGAAGGGAGUCCCUCCGUCUUGCAAGGAUAAGCUGGGUUGCUGGGUCCAGAAGAACAAGCUGAUAUUUUUCGGAGGUUAUGGUUAUGCACCACAAGGACAGCAUCGGGGAACAUUUGAAUAUGAUGUAUCCUCGUCAUUGGGGUGGAACAGCCCCAGUCGAGGCUGGAAUAACCACAUCCACAUUCUGGACCUGGAGACGUCCACGUGGAGCCAGCCCAUAACUAAGGGUAACACCCCGUCUCCCAGGGCCGCCCACGCCUGUGCCACGGUGGGCAACAGAGGCUACGUGUUUGGAGGACGAUACAAGAACUUCAGACUAAACGACCUGUACUACAUCGAAAUGGACUCCUGGGAGUGGCAUGAGAUGAGUGUUCCCGCCGGGGGUCCUUCGGGGCGGUCCUGGCACUCCUUCACCCCCGUGUCAGAAGAUCACGUCUUCCUCUUCGGGGGCUUCACCACGGAGAGGGAGACACUGAGUGACGGAUGGCUUUACUGUGCCAGUAAGAACGAGUGGAAGCCUUUCACACACAAUCACACAGAGAGCCCCAGGCUUUGGCACACGGCGUGUUCGGGUGCAGACGGGGAGGUGUUUGUGUUCGGAGGCUGUGCUAACAACCUGCUAUCGCAUCAAAGAGCUGCCCACAGCAAUGAGCUGCUGAUCUUCAACGUGCAACCAAAAUCGCUUCUUCGGUACUGCAUGCAGGUGGCUCUCACGCACAGGGAGCGUCUGGCCGGCUCCUGGGACUGCCUGCCCAAGCACCUGCUGCACAACCUCCAGCAGAGAGUGGGCCGUGUGAACACCCCCGGCUCAUAGUCCAGGAACACGCCGCCCAGCCACCCCUCCACAUCUGAUAAAGAUUGCAAUUCUGUGCGCAUACCCAUAAAUGCCUGCCAUAGCAUGUACUUACUUCCACACCAGUGGGGCACAUACCAAAUUCGAUAAUUCUAUCCCUCAAAAAUUGUCUGUAACAAUCCUUGAGGCACCCAUAGACCGCUGGCUAUUCGAUGUGCUUCAGAGACCGUCAAUGCAGCUUGUAAAAGUAUUUGCAUUGCGAUGGUCGAGAUUUAAAUUAAUGGUUUCAACUGUUAUUCAGAAUGAAGCGUCCCUUUAAAGCUAAAAUUGUAAUCAAUAAUUGCAAUAAUAUUGCUUUUUGGUGACAGUAAAGUACUGAGCAUGUUAAUCUUGUAUAUAUUGUAAUUUAUAUUAUUUUGCAAUGUGGUUUGUGCUUGUGUUUAAAAGGCAUUUUGCCAUCUUAGAAGUUAUUGAAUACAGCUUAAUCCCUUAACUUGUUUUCAAAAGGCUCUUGUAGCAUUUCAUGUGGGAAUUAUGUAGCUUGGUAGGUAGUUUACGUUGGGCCAUGUUGCACUGAAACUUCCUCGGUUCUCUCUUUGGUAUCAUAACUACAAUGCAGAACACAUU
Molecule: messenger RNA, 2142 nt
Organism: Gadus chalcogrammus (walleye pollock)
Lineage: Eukaryota; Metazoa; Chordata; Actinopteri; Gadiformes; Gadidae
Product: kelch domain-containing protein 2-like
Exons: 14
Coding region: 214-1536 (440 amino acids)
Molecular function (GO): protein binding
Source: RefSeq, a predicted model, not a curated record